UUGAAACAGCGAUCGGCUGCGAAUACAGGAUACAGAGCACUCCGUACUCUUAUUGUCCAGUUUCUCUGCGCUCUUCUCUUACGAUCUGGUGUCCCCGGCGAUUUUCACCUGGCCAUCACAGAAAUGGGCCCGAGAUCUCGUCGUCAACCACAGCAUCCAGGCAGAUGACGGAUAACCCUUCUCCACCUCCAUCAUCUGGCUCCGGCCCUCCUCCGCCGUCCUCCCACUUCCCAACUCACGAUGGACCUCGAGUCUGGGUUUUGUCUGCCGGUGACUCGCCGAUUGGUAUUUCGCUAACGCGCCAACUGCUAGCCCAUGGCGACCAAGUGGUGGCGGGGAUUACUCCGUCGAAUCCAGAGAGAGAGGAUCCGCGAAGGGUGAAUUUCGAUGUCUUCUUGGACGAGAUCAGCACCGAGGAUGAGUACAAAGGGUGGUUGGAGAGGCUUGAGACCGUAGAGUUGGAUAUCAGAUUGAUGAGUGACUGUCAGGUAGCUAUUGCUGCUGCUAUCGCUAAGUUUGGAAGAAUUGAUAUCCUUUUCUGCUGUACAAGCCAAGCUAUAAUUGGAGCAGUCGAAGAACUCGCGGUUUCGGAACGAACCCAGGCUUUGGUGAGAGACCAAUUCGAAACCAAUUACUUCGGCCCUGUCAACUUGAUCAAGGCUGUAUUGCCGCAGAUGCGAAAACAAAAGGCUGGUCAUAUUAUGGCCCUUGGCGGAAUCACGGGACAUAUAGGGACACCAGGUCUUGGAGUAUAUUGUGCUGCAGGCUGGGCACUUGAGGGUUUCUGCGACAGCAUCGCAUACGAAAUCGCCCCUUUCAACAUUCGCGUGUCCAUCCUCCAAUGUAACAUCGAAAUUGGAAUCCUCUCCAACCUCGUCACCAGCGUUCCUCCCAUGUAUCCCACCUACUCUCGCACAGCUAACCACGCACCAUUAUUCCGAGGAAUCCUGAAUGACAUUCUCUCCCGCCUCCCAAGCGUCACGGGGUACCCUGAUUCACCUGUCCCAUCACCAAUAUCCGAUCCAUCCCCUUGCUCUGUCUCCACCACCUCCACCAGUAACCCGGAAGCCCACCACGAACAAAACACCAUAGACGCGAACCUCCAUCCACUUUCCGCAAAGACCAUUGUUUCCCUCUAUCCGCCGCUCAGUCCUGCACAUCUGGAUCUUCUCACGGCGGAAACUAUACACGCCAUCACCGCUAUCGGAGGCCAUGAGAAUCCACCAGCACGACACAUUGUUGGUGCUGAAUCCGUGGCCAGUGUGAAAGAGAAGUUAAAGACAAUAAGCGAAGAGCUCGAGGAUUUCAUAGGUUGCAGUUCUGCGGUGGAUAUUGUUAGCGAUGAGAAUGCCAUGCGUGUGGUUAGCGAGGAGACUACGGCACAAGCUGCUAUCCCUUAAUAUGCUUUGCAUAUCAACUUAAAAUGCAGCUCUUUAAUGUUAAAACGAUUUAUGGUAGAAUAGUUAUCGCCUUUGAUUAGGAGCUUUUGGACUAAAAAUAGUAAUAUGUAGAUAUCUUUAAAAAAAGGGCCCAUGCACAAAUUUUAAGCCGAAUAACAGACGCUAGGUCCUCGCAAAAUAGUAUCGUAUCUAAUGUAAGCUCCUCCCAAGUCCUAUUCCCGAAUCCUGGAAGCUUUGCAAGAAGAGAUGGGAGCUAAAAGGAAAGGAGAAAAGUAAAGAAAUACCCAAUCGUCGUCGCAUCAUUGUAGAACAAUCUCAUUAUCUAGUUUUUGCACUGACAAUGAGCAAAGUCAUAUAAUAGCUCUAAAUAUUCAUAGAAUGCUGAUUUUGAAUACGCGAUAGCUGUUGGUAGCCAAGGAUAUCACGUGUACGACGAUUAUGCGCGCUCGGGUUCGCUUCGGUUGUGAAAGAACAUCUCAGCGACCCCGAAGAUACCAAGAUUGUCGAAUAUCCCAAAGAGAGCCAAUAUCUUGGUUGUUUCUGUAACAGCGAAAAUCUUUCCAAGCGUUUCCGUUAGGCGGGUUUUUAAUACGUCCAUCAAUCUCGAGAAUCUUGUUGUGUAAACUGGUGGGACCUCGGACACCUCUGAACACGACGUCCCUGAUCUGGGGCUGUCCGUUGGUUUCGGGCUCAGUGCCAUCGCUAGCUUUAGUUAUGUGUUCAAAGGCCUUGCUCUCACCGUCCUUUUGGUUUUCCUCAGGAUCAGCAGCACUAACAUCACUCUUGAUAGCUUUCGAAAUUUCCAAAGUAUUACCCAUAGGAGACGUCUCUUUCGGAAGAUCGACCGGCACACUUUCAGCCGUAAUCUUGUGGGUAUUAAGCUCAAUGGAACUCCCACUUUCCUGGGUGUCAGGUAUUGCCCUUUCGGCAGUUUGGGACUUUGAAUCAAGUUGGAAACGAAAGGUGUCCCAUGCGAGAUCAAGGUUGGAAUAGUCAAAUUCCGUGUGUAAGUCCGAAAGUUCAGAUUCAGAAUCUGAACUAAUCUCCUCUAGAAUUUUGAUAAAAUGGUUGCGAGUUGUAAUGCUGCAGUCACUAGCAUUUGUAUGGUGGACAUCCUUGGGAUUAGUUACUAUCUCUGCCUCCAUAGUUUUCACAGGCUGCUCAUCUAGGGUGUUUUCGUGGGGACCAUUCGCUUCCAUCUCAGAAACAAAUUGCUGUAGGGUAGACAUGAGGUUUCCCGUUUGGAAACGCUUUCCAGAAUUGCCACUCUUCGCACUCGCAUCAUCACCCGGAUCAGACGACAUAGGCACUGCUCUACUGUCGGUGGAAAUGAUAGCACUUUCGACAGCAGGCUGCGUUGGCUCAAGUUUAACUUCAGUAGUCUGCGAGUCUGGAAUUCCAUGUGGAGAAGUUUUUGUUGCAAUGUCAUUCGU
Messenger RNA from Coccidioides immitis RS, 2833 nucleotides. RefSeq names its product short chain dehydrogenase/reductase. NCBI's taxonomy places the organism in Eukaryota, Fungi, Ascomycota, Eurotiomycetes, Onygenales, Onygenaceae. The transcript is spliced from 5 exons. The coding region runs from base 165 to 1400 and encodes 411 amino acids. The record is from RefSeq and is a predicted model, not a curated record.